CUGAUGGAAGCAUGGUCGUUUGGAAGAAAAAAAAAAAUGGAGGAUAGAGCGUGAGCUUCACGCGUUCAGUGGAAUUAUCAGUUUCGUAACUUCGAAGAUUUUUUUUUUUUUUUUUGAAUUUUUUAAUUUUUUAAUUUUUAAACUGAAGCUCUCGAUCGAAUUCGCUCCUCAUCGCUCAUUUUCUUUUUUCCGAUAGAUUUCUCCGUCCAUGUUCCGCCUUGCUCCGUCAUCCCUGGCCGGAUUGCAAAACCCAGUAUCUGCUUCUUUGUUUAGCUGAUCGAAAUGAGUGGUGGAGAUGAUGAUGGGCCUUUAGAUUAUGCCACCAUUCAGAUCAUACCUUCUCAGAACAGAUAUGAGGCAUUUGCUUGCUGUGGCAAUAAGGUAGAUGCUCUGGCUGAUGGGAUUCUGGAUACCCUUUUGCCACAUUUACCGGAACUACAAGAGCUGAAUGCCAAAGAAUCUAAAGCGAGCAUUAAACUCCAAUCACCAGCUUCUUCAGCUGGUUCAGCAUGGUUCACAAAAUCUACUCUAACCAGGUUCCUCCAUCUAGUUGGCUCGCCAGAGUUAACGAAAAUCACGAAAACGAUGAACGAGAUGGCUCAACUAGAAGAAACCAGGAGAUUUCAUGUUUCUUUAUAUGGUCAGAAUUGGUUUGUUCAACUGUGAACUAUGCAAACAUGAAUGCCAGAAACGAAUUGUUGCGAGCUAUGGAAUUGAGGCUUACAGCAUUGAAUAAGGACUUCACUGCAUCAUUUGAAAAGGGUUGCAAUGCAACCUGCAGUUCUAAGGAAAUCAGUCAUUUAGUGAAGUUUAUGGAACAUUUCGGAGCUACAAAUUGGAAAAAUUGUGCAUACAAAUAUUUGGAACUAAAUCCAAAGAGUGAUAGUAUCCAUCCUGUUGAUGACAACGACGAUGAUGAUUCGUUAACUCAAGUGAAUUAUGGUGUUUCACCUGCCAAAGUUGCACAGGUUGAGCGACAGGAUUCAUCAGAAAGUGAGGAGUCUGAUGAAAAUGGGACACUGGUAGAAAGAAGUAGAACAAUGGCACGGUCAGCACCUCCGAGAAGGUCAGCAUCACCCAUGAGAAGGGUUCAGAUAGGAAGAACGGGAUCCCGCCGAGCACCUGCGAUAAUGAUUAGGAGUCUGCAAACAAGAGACAGUAGUUUUUCUCAAGGAGAUAUAGCAGCUAAUAGUGAUGAGGAAGGAUCAGAACCUACCAGUAAAACAGCUGAUAGCAAUGUAGAUAGAAUAUCAGUUCAGGAUGCUAUCAAUCUUUUCGAAAUCAAACAGAGAAACGAUGCUUCCGAAGUCGAGAAACAAAGAUCAUUAACAAGCAUAACCAUUGGUGCAAAUAAAUUUGUAUUGAGAAGAUGGAGUACAGGCAUGGGAGAUGCUUCUACAAAAUGCCACUCAGAGCUUGUUAGUGAUGAACCUGAUACAAUCAGCCGUGAUUUUGAUGAACAUGUGCCAAAGAGUAAGAUAGCGGAGGAAAAAGCUUGUACAACUGCUGAAGUUGUAGAACUUAAAGCUUCUGAUCCACCAGAGACUCUAGCAGGCUCUCCCAUUAGCGAACCACGGGAAGUUGUCGAAAAAGUAUCUGCAAAUUCAGAAUGGAGCCGGAGAAAGGAAGCAGAAUUGGAUCAAAUGAUGAAAAAAGUGAUGGAAAGUAAACGUGUAGCACAAAAUAAUAAAGUGAAUCGAAAGAAAGAUGUCUGUUCUGAGCAAAGGGGUGAAUUAUAUGGUCAAUACAAGGCGAAGAGAGACGAAAAGCAUCGAGCCGAGGAAGCUAAGGUACGUACGAAUAAAGAGGUAAAAACGAAGGGAAUGCGACGUGUUGCAGAUGAUAGGAGAUCCAAGAUAGCCUCUGCUGAAUUAAUGUAACAAAAAAACACGAUACACGGAAGCCUGAAGU
Molecule: messenger RNA, 1911 nt
Organism: Cucurbita pepo subsp. pepo (vegetable marrow)
Lineage: Eukaryota; Viridiplantae; Streptophyta; Magnoliopsida; Cucurbitales; Cucurbitaceae
Source: RefSeq, a predicted model, not a curated record